Molecule: messenger RNA, 10852 nt
Organism: Arvicola amphibius (Eurasian water vole)
Lineage: Eukaryota; Metazoa; Chordata; Mammalia; Rodentia; Cricetidae
Gene: Znrf2
Product: zinc and ring finger 2
Exons: 5
Coding region: 1-720 (239 amino acids)
Source: RefSeq, a predicted model, not a curated record
AUGGGCGCCAAGCAGAGCGGCCCCGCCGCCAACGGCCGCACCCGCGCCUACUCGGGCUCGGACCUGCCCUCUGGCAGCAGCGGCGGCGGCGGGGCGGACGGCGCUCGGGCGGCCCGGUUCGUGGCCCCGGUGCCCGGCGCGCAGCAGCCCAGCGCCUCGGCCGGCGCGGCGGCGGCGACAGCAGCGGCCGCCUCGGCCCCGACAGCGCCCCGCAGCCGCUCGCUCGGAGGGGCGGUGGGCAGCGCGGCGGGCGGUCGCGCGGCGCAGUCGGCCUUCAGCAUCCCUGGCGGCGGCAGCGGCAGUGGCAGUGGCCCGUACGGCUCGCAGGACUCGGUGCACAGCAGCCCGGAGGACGGCGGCGGCGCUAGGGAACGGGACCGGCCAGCGGGUGGGGGCCCUGGCGGGCCGCGCCUGGUGAUCGGCUCGCUCCCGGCCCACCUUUCUCCGCACUUGUUUGGAGGAUUUAAGUGCCCGGUAUGCUCAAAAUUUGUACCCUCAGAUGAAAUGGAUUUACAUCUUGUGAUGUGUUUAACAAAGCCAAGAAUAACCUAUAAUGAGGAUGUGCUGAGUAAAGAUGCUGGGGAAUGUGCAAUAUGCCUUGAAGAGUUGCAGCAGGGAGACACCAUAGCACGGCUGCCCUGCCUGUGCAUAUAUCAUAAAGGCUGCAUAGAUGAAUGGUUUGAAGUAAAUAGAUCUUGUCCAGAGCACCCUUCAGAUUAAGCAUCUGAUUCCUGUGUCAUGGGUUUUCUUGUGUUUUCAAGAUGCUUGAGAAAUCUGGAAGAUUUGAAGAUCUAUCUCUGGAAAAAACAAUGAAAAGUGCAGGCUUCCUCAGCCCAGGCUGAGUUCUGUGACACUCGGUGGUCCAGAGGUGGCUGGACCCCAGAGCUUGAGUGCACCAAACUUGCAUAUAAGGGACACACAGGGACUUUGAAAAUGCUGCACAUCCUGUACUAGUCACUGCGUAGAUGAUACUGAUAAACAUUUUGUAUUCGGACGCCAAAGUUAACUAAUUUCAAAGUUGAUUUACUUUUUAUUAAGUUCUGUAGAGCUGCUGUUUUAUUGUGUUUGUUUUGUUUGUUUGUUUGUUUGUCUGUUUGUUUUUAGUUUGGGGACUUCUUAUUUUCCCCAGCAUAAUGUUUUUGCAUUCACCUAUUCUUAACUUGAAAACCACCCAAUUUAGUUUUUACAAACUUUUCAAUGUGAAACCAAGAAAUGUAAUCAAAACAGUAUAAUAUUCUGUGAAUGGAGAGGAUAAUCUUAAGUUCUUCCUUUCCCCCCAUGUGUGAAAAAUAGACUUCUGGGUAGGAAAGCUAAAAUAUGCUAGUAGUUUGAAUUAAAGGUUUAAUAUUAUAAAAAUGCCAUCCAAAGAGUAAAUCAAGUUACAUAAUUACAUUUUAGUUAAUUAAAUGUAGAACUGUCUGCUGAAUUGCAGUUUCUGAAAUACAUUGUUUUUUUAAAUAAAACUGCGCAAUAGCUUGUUAGCAGUGACCAUCUUGCAGCUAUGCAACUUUGAAAAGUCUAGAUUUGCAGGUCUUCAUGCUGGGGCCGCAGUGACUGUCCUAACAGGGGUCUUUUCUUCCUUUUGUGUAACUACUUCAUUGUGCUUUGCAUUGCCAGGCAGUUUUCCCAUGUUUGGUAAAAUGUUUAGCAAGUUGUAAAUUUAAUACCUUAUGAAAAGGGUGAAAUAAACACAUCUGCAGUGGGACUUGUAGUAAUUUGAGGGACAUUUUAUAUACUUUUAAAAAUCAGAUUAUAAUUGGGAUGCCAGAUUUCUAGCAACUUGCAUUUUUAGUUUUCCAGAUAAUCUGGAAGUUAGCAUUUGAUAAAUGAUUUUUAAGCAAAUAUAAAGAUUUUGUUAAUUUAUAAUUUAUUAAUGUGUUGUUACUGUAAUUGAAAAUGUUGUGGAUACUUUUAAAUUCAGUCUUUGUAGAAAGAACUGUAUUAAGCAAAAUUAUGUGAAUAAAUAUUCCCCCAAAAUACAUCUGAUGGUUAAGAAUACUGGAAGAGUGCUGUCAGGCUGCAACAGUGGAUGUCUUUUUUAAAAACAUAUCAGAAUAUUACAAGUAGGUUUCACAUUUGGUGUCCUCAGGAGAAUGUUGCUCCCGAUCUAGUCCAUGCCACACAGUCCUGCUGCCCUGCUGAGCUGCCCUGGGGGUUGAAGUGGGUGCUUCUCAGAUGCUGCUACUCGUACCUCUUAUUUGUCCCCAGCCCUGUGGCUUCUGCUGCCUCUUUUUCAGAAGGGCAAGGGCAGAAGGGCAGGGGGUGGGGGGUCUUCCCAGAUAAUGGGAAGCGCUGCACUGCUUUCCUGUUGUAGACUAGAUAGAGCUUUCCUGCGGUUCAGCCGUGGGCUGUUACGGUCAGUGGUCAGACACCCAGAACCUCAGUGUGGCAGCUGCCAGCACAGCUCUGUAGCUGCCUUUUUUCAGCCAGUUGUAGGAAGUUACUCUUCCCUCGGGGGAAAUUUUCUUUCCUUAAGUUUUUUUUUUUUUCUGCUAAUAUGAAAUCUGAAUCUGAAUCCAUUUCACUUCAUCUUUCAGUCUGUAAGCUUUCUUCUUCUCUCUGAUUUUUCCCAAGCUCUUAGAAUGUGAAUAAUUGCUUUGCUUUCUACUACUGGUAUAUUGUUGUGGUAAGAAUUAUGUCUGCUGUCUUCUCUUCUUGGAGAGAAGCUGUGGUAAUUAAUAUUUAGAAUCCCCUGGAAGGUGACCUGCUUUGUGUCAAGCUCAGCUUCCUGGACGUCUCUCCUCAGUUCGCCCUUCCUUCAUCCUGUCCUCCAGCGGUCCUGACGGCUCCCGUGCCUUGGCUGUGAGGUCAGAGCGCAGUGCUGCCCUGUCGAGGACACGGACGGACGGACUGUGCUUGUCUGGACAGUAUUUACUGAAAUGCGUUAUAACAGCCUUUUUAUUUCUCAAAUUUUAUAAAAUUAGCAUUUUUACUUUAAAUUUUGUUUGCAGUGAUUUCCUAUAGAGAACAGUUUAGAAAUAGAGGAAAAGAGAGAAGCUCAGAUGUUCCAGUUUCUGUUCAGAGUUCCUGUUCUAGGAAUGUUAUAUAUGUGAGACUUUAUAUAGCAUUGCUUAUAAUAUUUAUCUGUCUGUGUGCGGACACUGAGUAGCAUCAGUCAUAAAAUUAUGUUAGCUAUCCGAAUAUUCACCUGAAACUACUGAUAGCAAAUACUAUGGCGAUGGAAUCAAAACUGGGGGCCUCACCCAGCCAAUCACCCCUCCUAGAGUCUUUGUAAAUGCUCCUGGGAUAAGGUUGCACGUGUAUGGAGGAGGAGGCACAUGCUUGGGUUUCUCUAGCGCCACUCUGUCCAUAAUGAAUCUGUUGCCAUUUAUUUUCUUCUUUAACCUGGCUUUUCAUUUCCUCUUUACCGAGAUAUUUAAGAGAAAGCACUGUUCUCUUUAGAAAUCCAUUCACUUUAUUUGACCCUCUCUAGAGCAAUAGACAUAAUGAUUUUCAAACCAAGCUACUAAUCAGACUGCAUGAUUGUUUUAAGAAGAGUGUUUCUGACUGUUAAUAAGCAGUGGUCUCUGCCUGACUUGUUUUAUGUGACAACAGAAGCCAGUGUAAAGUCAUGUUGACUGGAGUGUAUAGGUUUGGGCUCUCUUCUGCAUUCUUUGUUACAUAAUAAUUCGGUUUCCACCCCUUUAGACACUAGAAUGCAGCCCAGAAAAACAAGGACAAUCCUGAGCAGUGCUGCAGCACACCCAGCAAAGCUGUUUCCACCUGAGUGAGCGCUCAGGAGUGGCAGUGCCUGUUCAGACCUUAUUUCACGCUGUAGUUCUAAGUCUGGGUGUGCUGAGGUUUCAGAGCGCUCGUAUCCCACUGGGCGUGGUGCUUCACAGGCACGCACUCAGGAAACAGGAUUACCACGAGGUCCAGGCUGGCCUGGCCUGCAGAGUGAGUUCUAGGCUAGCCCGUCUCAAAAACAAACAAACAAACAAAAGCAAUCAUUUUAAUAUGUUACAGCAAGACAUAGGCAUGUUCCUUUCAGCGAAAGGGAUCAUGGAGUCAGUGUAAAUAGUACCUGCUUUCCUGUACCAUCCUGCGUGAAGUAAGAGGAUGUCCCCAGCAGUGAGCCGACGGUGAGCAGAGCACUAACUCUCACAAUUGAAGAAGAGGUGUGUCUGUAGCCUGACUGAUAACUGCACUGCGCAUUGGCCUUAUGACCAGAUAGCCUUAUGCUUCACAGAGGAGGGUUCCAUCUAAACCAGAGCCAAUCGUCAGGGCACACAAAGUUACUUAGAGGCAAAUGGUGCUCUUGUCAGCAGUGCCAUUUGCUGGUUGUAGGCGCUCUGGCGCCUUCAGCCAUUUUCCUGUGGGUUUGGUUUACCCUGGUGUAAACUCGGCAUUCACUGGCAGCAAGAGAUGAAGUGUGAAAUGCCCCUCGUCAAUCACUGUACAGAUAUUUUAACUUUAAAACUUUUAGCAUGUCAGUACUUCGGAGCCCAUUCUCUUAUUUUUCCUAAAAUAUGUCACUUGUAAUAUUUUCUUAGCUGUAUGAUAUGACUACAGUGACCUUACCUGUUUCACUGCCCAUUCUUUCUCCUCCUCACAUCUGCUGGAUCUGAAUGGUGGCUGCUCCGCGCACUUCUGGUAGUGAUCCACUCCUGAAAUUGUUGAUAAGGCAUCCUUGGUGGUUAUGUACCCAACUAAUACUCUUUACCAUAUUCCGUAAAUGUGCUUAAACUAGGAAAUAGUAAAAAAUGUAAAUCAAAGAGUUCUCUGUCUUAAGUGGGAAAUACCUGAUCUCCUAAGUCUGUGGACUUUCUGUGAGACCUUAAAAGGCCUUGAACACCAGAAAUGUUAAUAUCUGGUUUCAUUGAAUAUCCACUGUCAGUGGCCUCACAGCUUUGUUGUCAUCUAGAUGUCCAGACUCUAAUUUUUUGACCAGUGGCUGAAAAUAAGAUUGUUUUAUUUGUAUUGGUCUCUUUGUUUAUGGAGAAGCAAAGAGCAAUUGGCAUGAACUAGCAUCCCCACAAAUGAAGAAUGUGAUACUAUACCGUUUAUUAGCAUGUGUGUUUCUUAGCUCUGUCCCUGGGCCAUGAGGAUCUCAAGAUUGGACAGACAUAGUGACAUUCUCCUGUCACGGAGGAGACAUUUCUGAUUUAGUAUGUUGGAGUUGACAUGUACCGAUCAUUUAUUUGGGAAACUUUGCAACUGCUUGCCGAUUGUCAGCUGUAACUGGCACCAGAAAUGUUUCCUUCAUUAGCCAACCACGUGCAUACCUGGUAUGCUUGAGAGGUUGAGGCAGAGGCGAGGAUCACAGGUUUGAAGCCAGCUUGGGCUACACAGUGAGUUUGAGACCAGCCUGAACUACAAAAUGAGAGCUUGUCUCAGAGUUUGAUUGUAGUCUUGUUAGAGUGUUUGCUUGUACAUAGCACAGUCAGGAGACGUUGGUCUGGGAAGAAACAACAGAGCAUCGGACUUGGUGGCACCGAUUAGUGGUCGCUGUAUGUCUCUGCAGGUGACUUGUCAUGCGGGUUUCUUUGGUUGAAAAUCACAAUAUUUGUCUCCAUUGAUUUGCUCCUGGUUCCCCAACUCUUCUAUAAUACCUCUUUAUUUCCUCUAUCAGAAAGUAUUUUAUUGUUCUUGUUAAAUAAGGCCCUGGAACUAGAGAAAAUGUAUUAGGAACAGCCUGUAUUAGUGUGAUCUCAACAGAAACGGAACAGUUCAUCAUUGAUAGUUUAAUAAAUAAAAUUUCCAAAUGAUCUUGUUAAACUCCUGUUCUUUAGAAGUAGAAAACAAAGAGUGCUCUGAAAGGAAGUCGUCGUGCCCUGCCUGUUAUCUUUAAGUCGACAGUGCAUUGCGAUAGAACAGAUAUCUGAAUGCUGAAAAGUUGCCAUGCUGUAAUUGAUGUUACGGCCUCUUUAUUUUAUUACCCAUAAUAGCAAAGCUAGAUCUAAAAGUAUGAACAUUUCUCAUAAGCUUAUGGUAAUGGACAAAGGUAUGUGUUUUCCCGUGACUAUAAGUAAAGGUGUCCUUUGGAAUACCUGAUCUAAACCUUUAACAUUAUCAUAGAAGUACAGCUGGAGCCCUGUUGGGAAGGGUGCUCUGUGAGUGUGUAGUCACACUUUGUAGACUUCAUUUGUUUCAUAACUUGCCUUUAUUUUUGGAAGCAGUUUUUAAGAUAUAAACAACAUUGGGUUCUGUAGAACCGAUUAAGAAACUAGGCUUUGGGGCUGGACCUCCUAGUCUUAGGCAUCUCUGGCCAUGGGUUUUAUUCUCUGUGCCUUGCCUUGGUCUUCUGAUAUCAGGACUCUUGUAUUAAUAAGAAGGUAUAUGUAUUCCAAGUCAGAUACGUAAUAUACAUAAAUGUUGAUUACUAAACAAAAACAUUUGUACCCAUUUAUGAUUUUUAUAAUACAUUUACCAUGAAGUAUGAUGGUAACAUCUGAGAUCUUAACUUGUGUUUUGGAAGAAGCCAUGGAUUAACAGAGAGCAUCGUGGGUUCUGAUUUCCAUUCUCAUCAUUUGGUGAAAGUGCUGUUUGAACAACUUUACAUUAAGCAGCUUUUGAUUCCAUGCUUCUUGGAACUAGGAACAUAGUAAUGAAAGUCAGCUGGCCCCUGGGAGCUUAAUUUAAGUUACUGUUGCACACUGGAGAGUAAGUAAUGAGCUGUAGCAGACAUUACUAUGUAAUACGACUCAGAAGAGAUGAGCGCGUGAUUAGGUCUUUAAGAAUAGAUAGACGGCCAGCUCUGGAAAGAGUGCGCAAAGAGACUUGUACAGUAGACAGAAAAUGAGAAAAUCAGCCUUCACUUUAUCUAGGGAGGCAAGCAAACAGUAGCUCAUGCAGCAUGUGUGUGUCUAGCUGUGACUAGAGGACUUUCCACAGGAAAAAGACAGCCUUGCUUACAUUCCAGAUUGGGAAAGUGGAGACUAGAGGCAGAAAGGCCUGCUAGGAAAUCUAUAGUAACUCGAGAGAUGAGCGGGAAGUAAAGGGAAGGGAGGGCAAGAGGACUGGAAACUUAAGAAGGAAAGUUGACUCCCCUCAGCAGUCAUCUUUGCAGAAAGGCGUAGAGAGCUGGUGGGACAGCUCCUUGUCUUUUUUGUAUAUCGUGAAAGGUAGACAGUACCUAGGGAAAUCUGAUUCUGCCAGGAAUAUCCUAAAGAGCCAUAAAUAAGGAGCGUACGUAUGAAAAUGAAUUGAGGUGGAGGACUGGAUAGAGGUUUGAGCACAAAGCCAGAAACGAAUACAUGCAGUUGCUUCAGGGUCACAGUGCCUUAGGGCUUCAAACAUUGCCAGCACUAACUGCGAGAGUGAGGGGCACGGAGUUAUUUAGCUUGGCUUAAGUUGGACCUCUCUUGAAGCCCCAUUGCCUUAGCUCCUGUUGCUCUGACCCUUGCUUAGUGAGUGCCAACCUGUGCCCUGAAACACUCUUGAGAGUUUUGUCUUGGGUUCCUUUCCAUUGUGCCUGACUUCAGAUCUUGACAAUGAAAAGCAAAGGUACAACUUGGUUUGGGUACACAUCUAUAUCCUGGUGAUGAUUGCUCUUAAAGGCAGAUUGGGUUGUGCUCUGUAGAAGGACCAGAAGGCUACAGGUUGCUGUUUCAUGGUCUUUGCUGUUAAACAAAGGACAGAAAGGACUGGUAAAGGCUUGGAGGAGCAGCAGCCUUAGAGUACAGGUCAAGGAGGCAGCCUACUGAUGAUCUAGUCUAACAGCACAUCCAUGGCAACACCACAACAGAUUGCUCUUCAGAGGACAGGAAGUCACAGGCCAGACCUGUGAAACAGUGGUAUCUAUCCCGAGAGAUAUAUCCCAAGAUGACAAAAUCCCCUAGGUUUAUAUAUUUCACAUAAAAUGCUUUUUAAAAAAAAUGUCUGCAGUACUUAUGCUAAUAUAAACUUAAAAUUUUGUCAAAUAGUGCUUUACUCCUAAUAAUAUUUUGUGAGCUCUUGAACUUACUAUGUUACGGGAGUCAGAUAGACUAUAACCAAAAAAUACCUUCCCAAUAAAAUAAAUUUGACUUUUUACUAUUCCUGAUAUACUUGGUCCUUUGGGAGCUGAGUGAUCAGAACAUAGUGUUGGCCAUAGUGUAAAACAACUUUAGGAAAAUAAACAGUUGCAUAUCAUGAGCCCUUGGUAGCUUGUUAAUGCCUGAGAUGUUUAGUGUUAGGUCAGGUGUGGUCACACACACCCUCAGUCUCAGCAUUCAGGUGGCAGAGGCAAAAAGAUCUCUAAGUUUGAGACCAGCCUGGUCUACAACAGGCCAGCCAGGGAUAGGUAGUGAAACUCUCCAAAGAAGUGUAAGGCUAAUCACCACCCAGAUAUCCAGGUUCUGUACACCAAGGAUGGCAUAUAGUUCAUCUGUUGUUAGAACACAACCAUAGACUGCCCUAGACUACUCAGACAUACAGAUCCAUCUUGCCAUGUAAUUGAUUUGACAAAAAGUCCCCAACUGAUAAAUCACUAGGCUUUUGGUUUUCUGUUUUCCAUCUCUGAGAUCUAUCUGGAACCAGCCCUGUUCUCAGUGCUCAGCAGUUAAGUGACCAGUGGCUGUUGUCCUGGAAAGUCCAGGUUCAGACAACUCCCUCAGAAGUGUUUUCUGACUUUUUGUACCUGGAUAGUUCUGAAGGCUUGGUAAGACCUUGACCUCAUUUGGAGCUGGUUUUGUUUAGCAGCUGCACGUGAGCAGCUCUUGCUCUGUAUAGGGACUAGAUGGAAAUAGUGUCAACUUCAGCAAAAGAGCUUGAAAACCCUUUGCAAAAUUAGGGUUUUUGUGUAUUUUCACGGACAACUCUGGCCUUCAGUGUGGCUGCAGCUUUUGAUGAUUCUAUUCAGGCUUCGAUUAGCUUGUUGUCCUGCACAGGAGCUGAAGGGUUCUUGGGGUCUGAUUAACCAGAGUUGUUCAUGAGCUCCUUUUAGAUGUAUCACCUCUCAAGUUCUACCUGGCCAUAUUCCUGACCAUCUAAUUGUAGUUGAUUUUACCAUGUUUAUGCUUGAUGCCUUUAAGCUCAUCCACAAAAUACUCAUUUGCAAAAUAGACUUCAUGACCUAGUGUGGGGAGCAGUCUAGAAGUAGUGAAGUCUAAAUAUUAUUGAGGCCACUGUCCAGGUUGCUGAGGGGUCUUGUGCUCCAGUGUCCAGCUGAAGGGAGUUACUUCAGGUUAAACUGUGCCCUGGGAAAGGCAUGUCAUAUGUUUGUGCCUUUUGAUGCCUGUGAGUCAGUAAUUUCUCAGAACUUGGCCGAGCAUAAGAUUGACUCGAGAGGCAACAGGGAAUGCAGGGGCAGCUCUUUAAAUCUGUCAAGGCCUCAGCCUCACCACAUGGACUCUAGGCUAAUCUUUGCAGUGUGGUCCUAUUGGGUGUCCAUACUGGAAUAGGUUCAAGAGACCUCAGACCUGUGCAGCCAGGCUCUUGACAUCUCUUCAUCUGCUCUUCCUAUUAAGUCAACAUCUCUUGAUGAAUGUUGAGAAGCUGCUCUUGGUGAUGUUAUAAAUCCUCCCCCUGUGGUAAGGAAUAAGUGACUUGUCAGGGCUCCAACAUUUUAUUUUGCACAGCCAAGUUUAGUAGGUUCCUCAAAACCUUUUUUACCUCCAGAGCAAAAGUCCUCUGACUUGCAGGCUUUUAUCUUCUUCACAUUUAAUAAACUCAGCUUUACCCUCAAGACUGAGCACUGACAUCUCUCUCUUGGCCCUGAAUCGGUGACCCUAGUGAGUCAGAGUUCCCAGAAGCACCCAGAACACAAGAAGUUACCAGGAACAAGGACCAUAGCAGUUAAAAAUAGUAUCGCUAGCUGGCCUAGUAGCACACACCUAAUCCCAGCACUUAGGAGUGGAGGCAGGAGGAUCAGUAGUUUAAGGUCACCCUCCUUUCUACAUAGCCAGAAACUAGCUUGGGCUACACAAGACCCUGUUCUCUAAAACAAAUGUUGCAUUCCAGCGAGACAGAAAAAGCUGCCCCAGCCUGUGUUAGUCACGGAAUGAGCCUUCAGCUCAUCCUGCAGAGGAGCGUGUGAAGCUGUGCUGAUGGGGGCAGACAGGGAGCCGAUAUUUGCUCUUUAUAACAAAAAGGUUGGGAAUAAAAUAGAGCAGCCAUAAGAAUAAACUGGACACAUGCCUAUAGUUCCAACACGCAAGAAUCGAAGACGGGAGGCUUGCUGUGAAUUUGAGGCUAAUGUGGGCUCCAUGGUAAAGACCAGAGCAGCUAAAGCUACAUAACUAGACCAUCUCAGAAAGCAAUAGGUUUGAAACACUGUUCUUGAGUAGGCAUGUGUCCUUGGGUCUUGGAAGGAGUAAGGGAGGGCUGUUGCCCAGGACAGUGGUCUCAUAUACCAGACUGUUGUGCUACUGAGAGCCAGCGUGUGCACUGCGGAUGCCAGGCAGACGUGGUGGCCCCGUUUCCUCAGCAAGAGCAAUGGUGUCCUGAUCAGACUGGUUCUUUUUCAGAGCAGCUUUAGUGACUUAAAAUUUUACAUAUAACAGAAACACCCGUGGGGAAUAGCACCUAAAGAAUUGGACAGAAAUGCACCUACGUGGCUUUUCUAUGCAACCAAAAUAGAGACCAUUCUAUCAUCCUCAGCGUUACCUCAUGUCCCUUGAGUAGCUUCCCACCUAUCCACUCAGCUCAAGCCGCCGCUGUCUGCUCUGUGUUGCUAUGUACUUGGUGAAGUCAGUGUUUUAUUCAUGUGUGGUUUCACUCAGCGUGGCUCUGUGAAGAACAUCCACCUUGUUACUUGAGUCAGUUUUCUGCAGAGUCAUGUUCUGUUACAUGAAGAUGCUGUCAUCCUAUUGGUGUAGACCUCAGCUGUUUUAAGUUUGGGUUAUUAUGAAUAAAUGAUUAAACAUUUAUAUACAAUGUGUGUGAACAUAUAACUUCAUUUUUCUUCAAUAAAUAUUGGUGGUAAAAUUGC